CUGCUGGGAAGGACCUACGUGCCCAGAGCUAGGUCUUCGGCGGCUGGGAUGGCAGGUCAGCGAGUGUUCCCACUUUCCUGUGUGGUGCAGCAGUAUGCCUGGGGGAAGACGGGCUCCAACAGCGAAGUGGCACGCCUGCUGGCCAGCAGUGACCCGCUGGCCCAGAUUGCAGAGGACAAGCCCUAUGCAGAGUUGUGGAUGGGCACACACCCCCGGGGGGAUGCCAAGAUCCUUGACAACCACAUCUCCCAGAAGACCCUAGGCCAGUGGAUUGCCGAAAACCAGGACUGCUUGGGUCCAAAGGUCAAAGAGACCUUUAAUGGCAAGCUGCCCUUCCUUUUCAAAGUGCUCUCGGUGGAAACAGCCCUGUCUAUCCAGGCACACCCUAACAAGGCGCUGGCAGAGAAACUGCACCACCAGGCGCCCCAGCACUACCCUGAUGCCAACCACAAGCCAGAGAUGGCCAUCGCUCUCACCUCCUUCCAGGGCUUGUGUGGCUUCCGGCCAGUUGAGGAGAUUGUGACUUUCCUGAAGAAGGUACCCGAGUUCCAGUUCCUGAUUGGAGAUGAUGCUACCACACAGCUGAGGCAGAGCCUGGGCAGCGACUCCCAGGCCAUGGCUUCUGCUCUGCGGAGCUGCUUUACCCAUCUGAUGAGGAGCGAGAAGAAGGUGGUGGUGGAGCAGCUUAACUUGUUGGUGAAACGGAUCUCCCAGCAAGUGUCUGCUGGAAACAGCAUGGAAGACAUCUGUGGGACGCUCUUGUUGGACCUGCACCAGCAGUACCCAGGUGACAUUGGGUGUUUUGCCAUCUACUUCCUCAACUUGCUUACCUUGAAGCCAGGGGAAGCCAUGUUUCUGGAAGCCAACGUGCCCCAUGCCUACCUGAAGGGAGACUGUGUGGAGUGUAUGGCAUGCUCGGACAACACAGUGCGUGCUGGCCUGACACCCAAGUUCAUCGAUGUCCCAACUCUGUGCGAGAUGCUCAACUACACCCCUACCGCCAGCAAGGACAGGCUCUUUCCCCCAGAACAGAGUCAGGACGACCCCUACCUCUCCAUCUAUAACCCCCCCGUGCCAGACUUCACUGUGAUGAGGAUGCAGGUCCCUGGUUCUGUCACUGAAUACAAGGUCUUGGCACUCAACUCUGCCAGCAUCCUCCUAAUGGUGCAGGGGACAGUGACAGCCAGCACGCCCACCGCCCAGGCAGCAAUCCCCCUGCAGCGUGGUGGGGUGCUCUUUAUUGGGGCCAAUGAGAGCGUCUCCCUGAAGCUCACUGAGCCCAAGGACCUGCUGAUAUUCCGCGCCUGCUGUUUGCUGUAAGGGUCAGAGCCUUGUUAGCAAGUCCUGGCCAGGCCCACUCCUUUUCCAGCCGGAGCCCUGGUCCUGCUGCGCACUUUCUGGGUACACCCUAGAAGAGCGGGCAUAGUGAACCUGGUGGCAGCGACUCCACACCAUGCCCAGGCUGAACCAUCUUCAGGAUGAGGAGCCCAUCUGAAGACUGAGGCCUGACACUCCACUCUUUCCUCAACACUCCUUGCCACAUCCGAGCCAGGCUUGUGUCCACUCAGAAGGUAGCAGCUCUGACCCAGCUCAAGCAUUAGGCUGUGUGGAAAUCUGUGACCCAGCAUUAUAAUAAUGCUCAACACCUAUUUGAGUGAUGGGCAAGGUAAUGUCUUAAGAACAGCGUUCCUGCCCUGGGACUGGCUGCAGGGGAGAAAGACCUGUGGACUGAUGUAGCUUGCACUUUUCCUCCAGCUCUGUCAAAGCAAUUAAACUCGUGUGUGUUCAGGCUGCAGGGUAAA
Messenger RNA from Jaculus jaculus (lesser Egyptian jerboa), 1802 nucleotides. It is a transcript of the gene Mpi, whose product is annotated as mannose phosphate isomerase. The coding region runs from base 49 to 1320 and encodes 423 amino acids. Gene Ontology annotation, molecular function: mannose-6-phosphate isomerase activity; zinc ion binding. The record is from RefSeq and is a predicted model, not a curated record. Gene Ontology annotation, biological process: carbohydrate metabolic process; GDP-mannose biosynthetic process. The transcript is spliced from 8 exons. Gene Ontology annotation, cellular component: cytosol. NCBI's taxonomy places the organism in Eukaryota, Metazoa, Chordata, Mammalia, Rodentia, Dipodidae.